Oncorhynchus keta (chum salmon) is the source of this 5274-nucleotide messenger RNA. RefSeq names its product inverted formin-2-like. Gene Ontology annotation, biological process: actin cytoskeleton organization. The record is from RefSeq and is a predicted model, not a curated record. The coding region runs from base 200 to 3871 and encodes 1223 amino acids. Gene Ontology annotation, molecular function: actin binding; small GTPase binding. The transcript has 21 exons. Lineage: Eukaryota; Metazoa; Chordata; Actinopteri; Salmoniformes; Salmonidae.
CUUAAAGCAAUCUCUGAGCAGGGGAACGCAACCCUAGUAUGUUUGGAGAACAGCGCUGCAAGGUUUGGCCAGUGUAUUUCUACCAAAACGCGCGCACACAGGAAUUGUAUGAAAUUGGUAACUACAAAACGUUACCUUCGAUUCGCUGUGGAAAUCGAGCAGUUGAAGGGAUACGUACGCUCCCUUUGUUUUGGUUGCUAUGGCAGCAAAGGCAUCGAAAGGGAAGUGGGGGGCCCUGAAGGAGCACCUGACCAGCAGCCCCCCCGACCGAGAUGCUCACCUUGAGGCCAACUUGGAGAACUCAGUUCCAGAGCUAUGCAUACGACUGCUACAGGUACCCACAGUGGUCAACUACUCAGGGGUGCGGAGGCGUCUAGAGGGGAGUGACCAGGAAUGGAUGGUGCAGUUCCUGGAACUCAAUGGACUGGAUCUGCUGAUGGAGGCCCUGGAGAGGCUGUCUGGCCGGGGUUGUGCCCGCAUCGCUGACGCCCUCCUCCAGCUCACUUGUGUGGCCUGUGUGAAGGCAGUGAUGAACUCCUCAGCUGGGCUGCACUUUAUACUGGACAAUGAGGGAUACGUCAGGACCCUGUCACAAGCCCUGGACACAUCCAACACCAUGGUAAAGAUGCAGGUGUUUGAGCUGCUGGCGGCCCUCACCUUGUUUAACCCACAGGGACACCACCUGGCCAUGGAUGCCCUGGAGCACUAUAAAAGUGUGAAUAUGCAGCAGUACCGCUUCAGCGUCAUCAUGAAUGAGCUGCAUGCGACUGACAAUGUUCCGUACAUGGUCGUCCUCAUGAGUGUGGUCAACGUGAUCAUCUUCGGGGUAGAGGACCUGCGGAAAAGGGACAAACUACGCAAAGAGUUCAUCGGGCUUCAAUUACUACAAUUACUUCCAAAACUUAGAGAGACCGAGGAUGUGGACCUGAACAUCCAGUGUGAGGCCUUUGAGGACACCAUGGCAGAGGAUGAGGAGGAGAUGGAGAGGGUGUACGGGGGCAUCGACAUGAGCAGUCACCAGGAAGUCUUCACCACACUCUUCACCAAAUUGAGUAGCUCCCCUGCAUCGGUGCAGCUGCUGUCGAUUCUGCAGGCUCUGUUGUUGGUAGGUCCGGAGCAGAGCGAGGUGUGGCUGGCCCUGGAGGCCCUGGCUGACCGCGCUACUUUGCUGGCACAGGACCCUGAUGUUGACUCCACCAAGCGCCUGAUGGAACGUCUGGUGUCCUCCAAGGGUCAGCAAGGGUCACCUAAGGUCAAGACCACAGACCGGGGCGUUCAGAUUGAUCGGUCAAUCUGUCCAUCAGGUCUAUCAGAGGUCCUCAUUAAAGAAUCUACCACCCCUGUUGCCACUUCACCUCCUCCCCAUCCUCAUCUACCACCACCCCUACCAAGCAUGAGAACUUUUGUCCCACCACUUCCUGGCUUCUCUGGGAUGCCUCCCCCUGGCCUCCCUCCUCCGCCACCACCUCUACCACAGAUGGGGCAUGGAGGUCCACCACCUCUACCACAGAUGGGGCAUGGAGGUCCACCGCCUCCCCCACCCCUGCCUGGCAUGAUGGGUCCACCGCCUCCCCCACCCCUGCCAGGCAUGAUGGGUCCACCGCCUCCCCCACCCCUGCCAGGCAUGAUGGGUCCACCGCCUCCCCCACCCCUGCCUGGCAUGAUGGGUCCACCGCCUCCCCCACCCCUGCCUGGCAUGAUGGGUCCACCGCCUCCCCCACCCCUGCCUGGCAUGAUGGGUCCACCGCCUCCCCCACCCCUGCCUGGCAUGAUGGGUCCACCGCCUCCCCCACCCCUGCCUGGCAUGAUGGGUCCACCGCCUCCCCCACCCCUGCCUGGCAUGAUGGGUCCACCGCCUCCCCCACCCCUGCCUGGCAUGAUGGGUCCACCGCCUCCCCUUGGUGGCGAUGAAAUUAUAGUGGCCCAGAGUGUGCAGAUGCGAUCCUGCUACGCCUCUUCACCAAAGGUGGGCCGCUGCCCCACACUGCGUAUGAAGAAGCUCAACUGGCAGAAGCUGCCAUCCAGAGUGGUGACUGAUAGUCACUCCAUGUGGACCUCGGUACAGGUAGAUUCUCUGGAGCCUGAUUACUCCAGUAUUGAGGAGCUCUUCUGUCUGCCAGUGACUGACUCAAAAGCCAAAGGCAUCACCCCUGCAGUCAAACAGGAGCCCAAAGAGAUUUCUUUCAUUGAUGCCAAGAAAAAUCUUAACCUGAACAUAUUCUUGAAACAAUUCAGAUGCUCACAUAAGGACUUUGUGGCCAUGAUUCAAAAAGGUGACCGGUCCAAGUUUGAUGUGGAGGUGCUGAAACAGCUGCAAAAGCUACAGCCAGAGAAGCAUGAAAUUGAGAACCUGAAGUCGUACCAGGGAGAGCGGGAGAAGUUAGCUGGUGUGGACCAGUUUUAUCUCCAGCUCCUAGCUGUUCCAUGCUACGCUCUGAGGAUCGAGUGCAUGUUGCUGUGUGAGGAAAUCGGCUCAGUGUUACAGAUGAUGCAGCCUAAAGUUAAGCUGCUGGACGAGGCCUGUGAGAGUCUGAGAGUGAGCACUCGACUGCCAAGCUUCUGCAUGCUCAUUCUGGACGUUGGAAACUUCCUCAACUAUGGAAGCCACACAGGGAAUGCUGAGGGCUUCAAGAUCAGCACACUGUUGAAACUCACUGAAACCAAGGCCAAUAAAAGUCGCAUCACGCUGCUCCACCACAUCCUAGAGGAGGCUGAGCAGAACCAUGAUGACCUGUUGAACCUUCCAGAUGAUCUAGAGAUCUGUGAGAAGGCUGCUCGUGUGAAUUUGGAGACUCUCCAGUCAGAGGCGAGUUUGCUCAUCAAGCGGUUGAAAGAGUCAGAGAAGAAGGUGGCUUCCUCCUCUGUGGCGGCCAUCAAGGAGCAGUAUCUCACUGCCAUACAGGGAAGCCAGGAGGCCUGCAGGGAGCUGGAGGCGAGGUUUGCCUCCAUUGACAGGAAGAAGGAGGAUCUGGCACAGUAUCUGUGUGAGGACUCAUCCCGUCUCUCCCUGGAGGACUUGUUCAGCACUUUACAUUCCUUCAGGGGACUCUUCAUCAAAGCUCUCAAGGACAAUCAGACCCGCCGAGAGCAAGCGAUUAAGGCUGAGAAGAGGAAGAAACAGCUGGAAGAGGAGGAUUCCAAGAGACCAAGGGGGGAGAACAGGAAGAUAAUUCGUAAAGCCCCCCCGGUCCAGGAGGGCUGCAUCAUUGACCACCUGCUGUCUGACAUCAGGAAAGGCUAUGCGCUGAGGAAAACCAAGCACCAGGCCGACAGAACCAGCCUGCCUUCUGAGGACAAGAAAGGGGACAGCAUUCAGCCUGGUGAACAGUGCACCAAGCUUAAGGGAACAUCUGCUAUAGAUGCCAAAGGGGAAGUUGAAAAGGGGACUUCACCCAUUGACCUAGGACAACAAAGCGGAGAUCCGGUCAUAGUGGAGUCCGGCCUCCCCACAGACCCCUCACUUCAGUCGAGUUCUCCCAAAACACCAGGCCCCUCAAACCUUCAUACCACCACCAAGGAUCACAUCCAGAGUGAAGACCUCAACCCUGGGAUGGAUUCCUCUACUGACCGCCAGCUCAAGAAGUCCCCAGAGGGGAAGGGGUUUAAGGCCGCUGAAUCCAAGGUUGAGAAUGUGAACAGGAAUGCAUUCUCAGCUGCUGGGGAUGGUCCAAAGAGCAGAGAUGCAGAGACCGAUGGGAACAGAGAGAGUGGAGCUGAUGGAAAUGGGUUAGAGGAGACUCCAUCAUCAGAGUCCCCCUCAACCACAGCUGAUGUCGACGCAGAGUCCAAACAUGCACAGAAACGGGGGAGUACUAAGAGACAUGGCAAAGCUGCAGCCUCAAGUGGAUCAGGACAAGAUUCAGCCCCCUGAACAGCUUUCACAAGCGCUGCAGUGGCUGCUGUGUGGGGGAGAUGCUCCCUUUGAAUUAAUAGGGUUACCAGUGCCUUUCCCAGUUGCUCCAAGAACACCUUGUUCUGCUUAUCACUAAAGCAUUGUAUGAGGACAUUUCAAUGAUGUUAUGGAAGAUAACCAGGGGCCAGCGGGCAGUCAUCCUCCUGCAGCUGUAAGUUCCAAUCACCUUGUCCAGGUUGUCCAAGCCUCCUUCGUUGUGGUUGUAGUCCAGGAUGAUUCCUGGCUUCCUGUCCUCACGAUCACUGAUCUCAUCUAUUUCGUGCAGUGUGCUCAGGAGCACCACAGUCUUGUUCCUCUUUGGGGGCUAAGAAACUAGUGGUGGUGGGGGUGAAGGCAAACUUUGAGAAGGCCUCUCUCCCCCUUGUUGCGAGGAGUGCAGGGGGGGAGCUCAUCUGUCAGAUGCACGCCAUCCCUACGGUACAAAUGCAUGCGAUAAGGCUUGAACAAGAAAGCUGGCAAUAACCCUGUAGCUCUUCAAGAGCAACUGUGGCCAUCCCUGAAUUGUACGUACAACAUUUACUGUAUCUGAUGUACGUUUUGAUUGUGAUAUAUUUUGUAUUUCAAACUGGGAGGUUUGAGCUCUGAAUGCUGAUUGGCUGACAGCUGAGGUAUAUCAGACCAUAUACCACGGGUAUGACAAAACAAUUAUUUUUACUGCUCUAAUUACAUUGGGAACCAGUUUUAAAAUAGCAAUUAGGCAAAUCGGGGUUUGUGAUAUGGCAAAUAUACCAUGGCUAAGGGCUGUGUACAGGCACUCCAUGUCUUGCAAAAGAACGGCCCUUAGCUGUGGUAUAUUGGCCAUAUACCACACCACCUCUGGCAUUAUUGCUUAAAUAACUCAGUAUUGUUUACAGGUAAUGUAGUAUAAAUGUUUAUUUAUUUUUUGUAUGUGUUUUCCGGGAGCUUUCUCAAUUGUCUUGUUAAAAAAGAUCAGGAAACAUGUUUCUAGUUUACUCCAUAUUGGCACAAGUUUUUGUUUUGUUUUUUCACUUCCCUCUUACUAUUAAAUAAUGACUAGUAACUACAUUUUUCUUGCCAUUUGUCAUUAUUGUGUACUUUUACUUUACUGUUAUUGCUUUGUUUUGCAGUAUUAUGUUGUUUAAUCACCUUCCUGUGUAAAAACCAUGUAGAAAAAGGGAAGUGUGCAUUGGUCUGAAGGAUUGGUCUGAAGCUGAAAAUAAAGGAAACUCACGAGCACCAUAAUGUGUACUUUCCCUCUACAAAGUUUUUUUCCAGUUCACAGCUUUUACCUACUAAAGUCUUCAGAGGGAUAAUGAACUUUAGUGUCCUGCUAAUGAAGUUAUGUAUAUAAAGUGCAUUCAGAAUGUAUUUAGACCCUUUGACUUUUUCUACUUUACGUU